Aspergillus glaucus CBS 516.65 is the source of this 975-nucleotide messenger RNA. RefSeq names its product NUDIX hydrolase. Lineage: Eukaryota; Fungi; Ascomycota; Eurotiomycetes; Eurotiales; Aspergillaceae. The record is from RefSeq and is a predicted model, not a curated record. Gene Ontology annotation, molecular function: coenzyme A diphosphatase activity; acetyl-CoA hydrolase activity. Gene Ontology annotation, biological process: coenzyme A catabolic process. The coding region runs from base 1 to 975 and encodes 324 amino acids. The transcript is spliced from 5 exons.
AUGCCACGACUGAACCCAAGGUCUCAGGCUGCGAUUGAUCGAUUGCGGUCUUACAAACCCCCGACGACAAAUUAUGAUCUGUUGCCGUUAACCAGGCGAGCGGCGGUUUUAUUGCUGCUGUAUGCAGAUGCGAAGGGGGAUUUGAGGAUUGUCUUGACUAUUCGGGCGAAGACGUUGAGUUCGUAUGCCGGACACGCUGCUCUACCAGGUGGCCGCGCAGACGCACUAGAAGAAACCCCCCUCCAAACCUCCCGCCGCGAAGCGCGUGAAGAAAUCGGCCUCCCAGAAACAAACGCCUCCAUCCCUUCCCCGUUUACCGUCGAGCAUCUCUGCGAGUUACCGGCGAAUCUCGCCUGGACGGAGCUGGUGGUACGCCCUUGUGUGGCGCUACUGCACUCCUACGACGAAAAGACGGGUGUCAAUGAGGAUCCAGAGGUGUCGUUGAUUCCCAGAUUGGAUGCCCGGGAGGUUGCGGCGGUGUUUACGGCGCCAUUUCAUAAUUUCCUAAAACAGGAAGAUGAGUUUUUGCCUAGUUCUGAUGGGGAAGCUGUAGAGGCUGGCAGCGCAAGUCCCGGGGAGUGGUAUUCGGGGGCGUGGACGGAGUGGCAUCAAUCUAAUUGGAGGAUGCACCAGUUCUUUGUCCCCGUGCGGGACAAAUCCGUCACCAAACCCAAACCGCGCAACCAAACACCCACGCAAAAGCACGCAGUCGACAAACUUUCGCAGGACGAACACGAGCGCGAAAAGGCGGGUCAGUCGACCACGCGAUUCAGGGUUCAUGGAAUGACGGCCCGGAUGCUCGUGGAUGCGGCGCGGGUGGCGUAUGCUGAGGAACCGGAGUUUGAGCAUAAUAGCGAUUUCGGGGAUGAGGAGAUGAUCACGAGAUUGAUGCGGAUGGGGAGGUUGAGUGCUGUGAGGAAGAAGGGGGAUAAGUUGACGAGGGAGGAUAUGCAGCGGGCGGCGAAGCUGAGUUAG